This is a messenger RNA of Penicillium salamii, 1923 nucleotides long. The record is from the annotation of a GenBank genome assembly. Lineage: Eukaryota; Fungi; Ascomycota; Eurotiomycetes; Eurotiales; Aspergillaceae.
AUGAGAUCAAAACCCGCAGCACAUCCCAGUCUGGGUUCUGCACUUUGCGUCAUUUUGGUCUUCUGUCUUACAAGUUCUAGGGCCCAUGCUAACAGUUCAGGGAACUCAAUCAGCCUGACUGUUCAAAAUGAGGUUGGCAACAAGUCGAGCCCACUGCUAUAUGGAAUCAUGUUCGAAGAGAUGGAUCAUUCCGGCGAUGGCGGAAUUCAUGGACAAUUGCUCCAAAAUAAUGGAUUCCAAGGCACCAGUCUAAACAUCACAUCCUACGCAGCGGUGGGCAACGCGACAAUAUCUCAGGACUCGACAAAGCCAGUCAGCAAAGCAAUCAAGUCUUCUUUGAGAGUCGAAGUACCCAAAGGCAUAAGGGACUACGUUGGAUUCGCAAAUACCGGCUACAAUGGAAUCCCCGUGACAGGAGCCACCUACACCAGCUCAUUCUGGAUGAUGGGCGAAUACUCGGGAACCAUCAACCUGCAGCUUGUGGGAUCGAAAAGCGGCAUCAAAUACGCUGACCACAACUUGACUGUCAAGAGUACGAAAUCGAAGUUCACCGAGUUCAAGACCAGAUUCAAUACUACGUACUCCCUAGACGGAUACAACGAGUGGCAUCUAACUUUCGACGCCUCAAAGGUGGAUGGGGGCUCACUGAACUUUGGAUAUAUCCAGCUAUUCCCACCGACAUUCAAAGGGCGCGAAAAUGGAUUGCGGGAUGAUCUUGCUUCCUUUUUGGACGAGAUCCACCCUGCAUUUCUCCGGUUUCCUGGUGGAAACAAUCUCGAAGGAUUGCAAGUCGAUAGCCGCUGGAAGUGGAAUACCACAAUUGGCCCGGUUGUUGAUAGACCUGGAAGAGAAAGCGACUGGUUCUAUCCCAAUACGGACGCGAUUGGUCUAGAUGAGUAUCUGUGGUGGUGCGAAGACAUGGGCAUGGCGCCUCUCCUAGCUGUUUGGGCCGGAAAGUCCUACGGUGAUAUCAUAUCCGGACCAGAUCUCAAGCCUUUCAUUAAAGAUAUCAUGAACGAGAUGGAAUAUCUACUCGGAGACACCACGACGCAUUAUGGAAGAAUGCGAGCUCGAAACGGCCGUAAAAAGCCAUGGAAAGUCGACUUGAUUGAGAUCGGCAAUGAGGACGACCUCACCCGUGGCUGUGAAACCUAUCCUGAUCGUUUCAAUCAGAUCUAUAAAGCUAUUCACCACAAGUACCCGCACAUCACGAUCGUUGCCUCGAACGGGGACUCCAAGUGUCUGCCAUCACCGCUGCCCAAGGAUGUCAUCAUUGAUCUACAUCUCUACCGAAAGCCAGAUGACUUCGUCAAGUUGUUCAACCAGUUUGAUAACCAGCCACGAAACCAAUCUGUGAUGGUCGGUGAAUUUGGAUGUCGGAAUAGCUCCAGUGCGGAAGGCGAAUAUUGGCCAUACAUGCAGGGAAGCUGCAGCGAAGCUGUUUACAUGAUUGGGAUGGAGCGCAACAGCGACAUUGUCAAGAUGGCAUCGUACGCACCCAUGCUGCAGCAUUUUGAUUUUGUCUCUUGGUCGCCCACUCUAUACGGAUUCAACAACACCCCUGACUCAAUCACACCCUCGACAUCAUACUUCGUCCAGAAGAUGUUCAUGACUAACAAAGGCGAUACGAUUCUCCCAGUUCACUCAUCCGCUGAUUUUGGCCCGCUCUAUUGGGUAGCGUCGAGGACACAUUCCAAGUAUUAUUUGAAACUAGCAAACUACGGCACUGACCCGCAGACCGUAAAAGUGAGCAUACCAGGAACCAAGUCUGGGCGACUGGAGAUGCUCGCUGGUCCUCAAUACCAGGGUGAUACGCCUUACCACGCACAAAUUCAGACUGUCACCACCGGCGUCUUCAAUCCACAGGGCAAUUACUCGAUACACAUGGAGCCUUGGGCUAUCGCUGUUUUGGCAGUCUCUUGA